Messenger RNA from Catharus ustulatus (Swainson's thrush), 1125 nucleotides. It is a transcript of the gene RRH, whose product is annotated as retinal pigment epithelium-derived rhodopsin homolog. The record is from RefSeq and is a predicted model, not a curated record. Gene Ontology annotation, molecular function: G protein-coupled receptor activity. Lineage: Eukaryota; Metazoa; Chordata; Aves; Passeriformes; Turdidae. Gene Ontology annotation, cellular component: membrane; photoreceptor outer segment. Gene Ontology annotation, biological process: visual perception; G protein-coupled receptor signaling pathway.
AUGCAUUGGAAUGACUCAUUCAAUUCCUCAGAAAGUGACAAUGAAGCUCAUUCAGCCUUCACACAGACUGAGCACAACAUAGUCGCAGCUUACUUAAUAACAGCAGGAGUGAUAAGUAUUUUCAGUAACGUUGUUGUGUUAGGCAUCUUUGUGAAGUACAAAGAGCUUCGGACAGCAAACGCAAUUAUUAUCAACUUGGCUUUUACUGAUAUUGGUGUUAGUGGCAUUGGUUACCCCAUGUCUGCUGCCUCAGACCUGCAUGGAAGCUGGAAAUUUGGAUAUACUGGAUGCCAGAUCUAUGCUGCCUUAAAUAUCUUUUUUGGGAUGGCGAGUAUUGGUUUGCUGACUGUUGUUGCCGUUGAUCGUUACCUGACCAUCUGCAGGCCUGAUAUAGGAAGAAGAAUGACCACCCGUAGCUAUGCCACCCUCAUCCUUGCUGCUUGGAUAAAUGCAGUCUUCUGGUCUUCCAUGCCUACUGCAGGCUGGGCCAGCUACUCCCCUGAUCCCACUGGAGCAACGUGCACAGUAAAUUGGAGGAAAAAUGAUGCGUCCUUUAUUUCCUACACAAUGAGUGUAAUUGCUGUUAAUUUUGUUGUGCCCUUAACAGUCAUGUUUUACUGUUAUUACAAUGUUUCCCGGACCAUGAAACAAUAUGCCAGCAGUAACUGCAUGGAGAGCAUUAACAUAGAUUGGUCUGACCAAGUAGAUGUGACAAAGAUGUCUGUUGUGAUGAUUAUAAUGUUCUUGGUGGCAUGGUCUCCAUAUUCUAUUGUGUGUUUGUGGUCUUCCUUUGGAGACCCAAAGAAAAUUUCUCCUGCAAUGGCGAUCAUAGCUCCUCUCUUUGCAAAAUCUUCCACAUUCUAUAAUCCCUGCAUUUAUGUCAUUGCAAACAAAAAGUUUCGGAGGGCAAUCCUGGCAAUGGUGCGAUGUCAGACAAGACAAGAGAUAACCAUAAACAAUGCUUUGCCCAUGAGUGUAUCUCAAAGAGCACUGACAUCACAGAACUCCAGUCAUUUGCCUGCCUAAGUACAUGGAAAGGAUGUGAAAUCUGAGCUCAAGUUCAUUAUUUGAAUAAUAAUCUUUCCCAGCUAACUGUUUUGUGUUAGUCACAUUAAUUUUUUUAGA